Thelazia callipaeda (thelaziosis nematode) is the source of this 672-nucleotide messenger RNA. Lineage: Eukaryota; Metazoa; Nematoda; Chromadorea; Rhabditida; Thelaziidae. The record is from the annotation of a GenBank genome assembly.
AUGAUUACACCAUCAUCUCAUAUUUCUACAUACUUUUCACAUUCAGAACGAAUGUUCCCAGUGAUUGAAAAUGGUAAAAUACCAACUGAACAGUUUCUGAAGGCUUGUCAAGGUAUUGCUGAUUUUGUAGGCUUCUUAGGAACGACAUUCAUUCCAGUCAAAAAUGAUAUUAGCACUAAUAUUAUCAAAGUUAAAACGAAAUAUGAAAUAGACAAAGAGAAAUGCAAGUUCGUUGAAGAUUUGGUAGAUGAUGAUCUUGAGAAUAAUAACGGAAAGAUGGAAAGAGCCACAGAAGGACUACUUUGGCUAAAAAGAGGCUUGGAAUUCAUACUUGAAUUUUUGACGGAGAUGGUACGGGUGUACCGCUCUUCAUUGGAUAAAAGUCAGACAGAAAGUCUAACAGGUUGUAUUUGCAAUGCUUACAACAAUACACUGAAAAGGCAUCAUGGAUUCAUAUCAAAGCAGUUAUUUAAGGUUGUAAUUUUGGCUGCCCCUUCUCGAAGCACCAUUCUCAAAAUGCUAGCUGAAGGUAGAGAGGAUGUGAAUGAUAUAUGCAUUGACCAUAUCACUACACAUCUUGACAAUUUUAGGGCUAAUGUAGAGCAUAUUGUGCAGUAUUAUAUUAGCAAGAAAUUGGAUACUCCCAAUCCGUUACGAAUAAAUCGACAAUAA